AUGAUCGUUGACGGUUACUCAGUGCUUUUCUUAUUUACUGGUGGCCUUCUGAUCAUCAUAAUUCUGGCAAUAUUUGUACAGCGACAGAUAUUUCGUAUGCGUGACAAUAGCGUUCGUCGCGAAGCCAAUAUUAUUGUUGGAGCAGGUCUAUCAAAGCGUAAAAAAGAAGAGCUUGACCGAGGCAUUGAAAUUGUUCGGCAGUUCCAUCUCUUGCGUGCUCCCAAGUUUACCGAAAUUGGAACUAUUGCAGAACAACGACAAUUAGAGUUCAUAAAUGGAGAUUUAAGUCGUAUAGCUGGUGAAUCAAUGUAUGCAUAUUUAUAUCGAAUUCGCCAAGUAGCCUUACCUUCAUUAUCAGAACAUUUGUGCGAGCGAGUAGGUUCGCUAGCUGAACACUGCAGAUACAGACAUCAGCCAUUUGGAGAAGCGGAAUUAACAGAAACUCGUGCGUUGAUCAAAGAAAUCGUCAGAAUAUUGAAUAAUGAACAAGAACGUCUUUCAGCUCUUAAUUUCAAAGAGUCAACGGGUUCAACGUUGCAAGGGAUUACAAAGAGGUUGACAGCAGGAGAAAAUAAAAAAACGAAAUAUAAGAAGAUUCCAGUUCUAAAUGCAAAUUUGAGUGCUGUGAAACGAUUACCGAUUCAUAAGGAUCAGAAACGAUCGAAAAGAUCGGAAGGUGAUCAGAAAAAAUUACUGACUGCUGAUGGGGCGAAUUCCUCCAAGUCCCCUAAUGAUUCAUUUGAUUCCCGUAAAACUGCGGCAGAUGUUUAUGGUGCAAAAACUUCCGAAUGUGCGCCACUUAUCAAAAAUUCCUAA
Thelazia callipaeda (thelaziosis nematode) is the source of this 816-nucleotide messenger RNA. The record is from the annotation of a GenBank genome assembly. NCBI's taxonomy places the organism in Eukaryota, Metazoa, Nematoda, Chromadorea, Rhabditida, Thelaziidae.